AUGGCUUUAAAUCGGACCCACAGCCUCCUGGUCGAAGGCGGAAGCGGACCAGUGCCCUCCGGCGCAGUGGCGGCGCGACAAGACCUGCUCGCGCGGCUCGAGUCGGGCGCCGUCGGCCCGAUCAAGGCCGAGACGCUGCUAGAUAACUAUGUCAACGCUCGCCGCCAAGAUCGGUGGACGCGCCCCGCGGUCUCGGAUGACCUAGAGCGCAUGGAAGCGAGGAUCGACCCGUCCCUCGCUCCGGCGUUCGUCGCCGUCCGUCUAGCCCACACCCUCGGCGACUCGCGUGCCCUCUCCCGCCGAGGCGUGAGCGAGCAGGCCGCGAAGAGCCUCGAGCUCAGUCGGAAACGCAGGCAGGAGCAGCACCCGCCGUCAUACUCUGACAGUGUGGGCCCCCUUACGAUGCCGGGUACGCCGAGCACGCCGACGCGCCCGCCGCUGCCUACCCCUCCGCUGCAGCCGCCGCCUCCUCCACCCCCGAUGCCGACGCGGGAUCCGCCCCCACCCCCGCCGCCAACCCCUCCGCCGCCGCCCUCGCCGCGCGUGUCGUCCCCUCCACCCCCGCCGCCCCCGCCGCGCGUGUCGUCCCCUCCACCCCCGCCGCCGCCGCCUUCGCUCUCUCUUAUCACUGCCCCGCCACCCCCGCGGCCGCCGCCGCCUCCCCCGACGCUGUUGUCCCCGCUGGCGCCGCCGGAGACAGUGCCGGACGAGACCGUCGUCCGUCUCCUCACCCAGCUCCGCAUCGCUGAGAACGCCCGCAGGGCCGUGAUGGACCUGUACAUCGCCUCUGAGGGACGGUGUGCCCUGCUCGAGGCGCGGCUCCGGGCCGCGGAGAAGAGAUUAGACGCUUGUGCUUGUGGCAGGUCGAUUAGAUAG
Messenger RNA from Vanrija pseudolonga, 876 nucleotides. RefSeq names its product IgA FC receptor. The transcript is spliced from 3 exons. Lineage: Eukaryota; Fungi; Basidiomycota; Tremellomycetes; Trichosporonales; Trichosporonaceae. The coding region runs from base 1 to 876 and encodes 291 amino acids. The record is from RefSeq and is a predicted model, not a curated record.